AUGGAUUCAGCCUCUUCUGAACCACCUGUUGAUCCAUCAGAGUCCCGAUCAUUUCAAAGAUGGCUUCACAAAGCUGCCCAAGUAUCAGGUAUCGGACUUACCGCAGACGAACGUGACCGUGACCGGGUUGCAGUGCAGCAUCGCCGCUGCGAGCAAUGGAAGACCGAACUCCUGAAUUACAGUCCUUCAGUUGUUUUCAUGUUAAAACAUCUUAAGUUGUCCGGGUGCCUGGUACCGCCCUCCAACAUCGUGUGUGCCCCAUGCGAUCUCACGCGUUCCGGAGGCUUCCACCCUGCCGGAGCGAUUAUCCUUUGUCAGGGCCAUUUUGGAGACAAGAAGCACAUGGAGGAUACCCUUACACACGAGCUGGUGCACAUGUAUGAUCACUGCAAGUUCAAUGUUGACUGGAAAAACUUGAGACAUCACGCAUGUAGUGAAAUCCGUGCCAACAGUUUAAGUGGUGACUGCCGGUUUAUGCGUGAGUUAGGAAGGGGAUUCGUGUCAUUUUCGAAACAGCAUCAGGCCUGCGUGAGACGGCGUGCUAUACUUUCCGUCCGCGCGAAUCCCAUGUGCCCGGACGAGGCAGCAGCAGAGCGUGCGGUGAAUGAGGUUUGGGAGAGCUGCUUUGGCGAUACGCGACCGUUUGACGAGCCUGAAUGGAAAUCACACCGCCACCUGGUUAAACUCAUAAUUUUAUCAAGGGAUUUUUUUUCCAAAUGA
Messenger RNA from Suillus subalutaceus, 720 nucleotides. RefSeq names its product peptidase M76 family-domain-containing protein. Gene Ontology annotation, biological process: mitochondrial proton-transporting ATP synthase complex assembly; mitochondrial protein processing. Gene Ontology annotation, cellular component: extrinsic component of mitochondrial inner membrane. The record is from RefSeq and is a predicted model, not a curated record. The transcript has 5 exons. Gene Ontology annotation, molecular function: metalloendopeptidase activity. Lineage: Eukaryota; Fungi; Basidiomycota; Agaricomycetes; Boletales; Suillaceae. The coding region runs from base 1 to 720 and encodes 239 amino acids.